This is a messenger RNA of Clunio marinus, 294 nucleotides long. Lineage: Eukaryota; Metazoa; Arthropoda; Insecta; Diptera; Chironomidae. The record is from the annotation of a GenBank genome assembly.
AUGGAAAACAAAUUUGACUGCAACAUUACAAGCAGUAAAAGUUCGUAUAGACAAAAAACAAUUAAUAGCAUCUACCCUUUUGUUGUCGGCUCUGCACACAUUAUGUGGGCUCCGAUACCAAAUACGAAAACUCGUCCGUGCUACACCAAGCAGCAUUUAAUCUCAUUAGAAAGCUUAAUUCAUGAAUCUAAAAUUAGCACAAUGGAGGCGACAGUGUUUGUAAGGAUUCGCGAAGAGCUUUGUUUUGAAGUAGUUAUAAUUAGAGCAAUCUUAUCAUCCCACGCUAAUGUAUGA